GAACAUGAGUCCCAAUCGGACAGCCUGGCUCGACAACUCCGCGUCGCCUCUACUAAGGCUGCCUCCAGAGCUUCGCACGCACCUGUGGUCGUUGCUUCUGGUGCGGCCGCGCACAAAGUUCCGGUAUGCGACGUCCCAGUUCAGUCCCGAGAAGCGCAAUACAUAUUUUCGGACGCUUUUGUCCAUCAUGCUUCUUUGCCAUCAGAUCCGCGACGAGGCCAUGACGAUAUUCUUGAAGCACAACCACAUCGUCUUGUACCGACUAUGCAAGCCUCAACUCCCUCAAAGACUGCGGCUGGAUGACCAUUGGUUUACCAUGUCCCCUGCCCCGAUCCGUUACCUGUCCCUGAAAGGCCAUGACAUAUUCGAAACCCCCAAGCUGAUUGCAAGCUGCUCAGAGCUUCGCUUUCUUUCUAUAAGCUGGCUAGCUCUCUCCGCAUGUUAUGACGCGGCCGCCGAGCGAUGCAAGGAUGCGUGGAUUCUGCAAUACCAGACAAAUCUAGCCAGGCUGCUCGGCCGUCAUGACGGCAGGAUACGCAUCCAAGAAAACGAGACGGACUGUGAAGCAUUUGAGCUGCUCGGCUGUGGCAAGCCUGUGGAUACCGAUGAGGUCAUUGCACUCAUCGACGAGUCGAGGGAAAAAUGUCGAGCAGUGGUACAUUUCUCACAGCAGAAGGCAAAAGUGGAAGGUGGAGAAGAGGCGCUGGGAUCGUGGAUUGUCAGAGUCAGCUUUACAACCGGCGGAGUGGUUACUGUGCGUCUGAUUAGGAGAACAGAUGACAGUGGAGUGUAAUUUUUUUUUAAGCUGGGCCUCGUAGCUGAGUUCCAACGCUCGUGAAUUCACUACCUCACGCGUUGUUUGAUAUGUACACAUAUAUACACCCCACGACGGUUCAAGGACAUCCGCAGAGCAAGAUGAGGAAGACGCUGAUUCCGUAGAUCUAGAAACUCCAUUUUCACCAUCCUUUGUUGAAUCGCCACUUGACCCUAAGAGAAAGAGGGUCGCAUACUACAUCUCGAAGCACUUCGCAUCCAACACGCGCAUGAAUGAACCCAAUGUCGAGAAUGACGAGACUUUUGACCGGACGAAAGAAUAGAGAACUCGUACAGGGAGCGAAAAGCUUCGGGAAGCUGUUGGAGAUGACGAGAACAAAGUUAGCCCGCCUUUUGGAGAUCGAAUUAG
This is a messenger RNA of Verruconis gallopava, 1183 nucleotides long. RefSeq lists its product as uncharacterized. NCBI's taxonomy places the organism in Eukaryota, Fungi, Ascomycota, Dothideomycetes, Venturiales, Sympoventuriaceae. The transcript has 2 exons. The coding region runs from base 5 to 793 and encodes 262 amino acids. The record is from RefSeq and is a predicted model, not a curated record.